CAGCAGGAGCCUCGGCUCCGCAACUGCCACUCCUCCUCGGAGUGUUGCACAAGUUUCGAGGUCACCGGCGAACCCCCCUAGCAGCGCGCCUGGCUCUGGCCCCCACGAAGGAGGACGGGGCUUGUGUGUUGCAUACUUUCUAAGGCGGUGGCUGCGACAGCGGCAGUGGUUCCAACCAGCCCAUCGACCGGACUCCUGCUUGGCUUGGCAUGGCUGGCUACCUGAGUGAAUCGGACUUUGUGAUGGUGGAGGAGGGCUUCAGCACCCGAGACCUGCUGGAGGAGCUCACUCUGGGGGCCCCACGGGCCGCCACGGGUGAGGUCGCUGCCUUCUUCGUGGCCGACCUGGGUGCCAUAGUGAGGAAGCACUUCUGCUUUCUGAAGUGCCUGCCACGAGUCCGGCCCUUUUAUGCUGUCAAGUGCAACAACAGCCUGGGUGUGCUGAAGGUCCUGGCUGAACUGGGGCUGGGCUUCAGCUGUGUCAACAAGGCAGAGAUGGAGUUAGUCCAGCGUAUUGGUGUCCCUGCCAGUAGGAUCAUCUAUGCCAACCCCUGUAAGCAAAUUGCACAGAUCAAGUAUGCUGCCAAGCAUGGGGUGCAGCUGCUGAGCUUUGACAACGAGGUGGAGCUGGUAAAGGUGGUCAAGAGCUACCCUAGUGCCAAGAUGGUUCUGUGUAUUGCCACCGAUGACACCCACUCCCUGAGCCGCCUGAGCCUGAAAUUUGGAGCAUUGCUGAAAUCCUGCAGACAUCUGCUUGAAAAUGCCAAGAAGAGCCAUAUGGAGGUGGUGGGUGUAAGUUUUCAUGUUGGCAGCGGCUGUCCUGACCCCCAGGUCUAUGCUCAGUCCAUCGCAGAAGCUCGGCUUGUGUUUGAAAUUGGUGCCGAGCUGGGCCACACGAUGCAUAUUCUUGACAUUGGUGGUGGCUUCCCUGGAGUAGAGGGAACCAAAGUGAGAUUUGAAGAGAUUACUUCUGUGAUCAACUCAGCCUUGGACCUGUACUUCCCAGAGGGCUGUGGUGUGGACAUCCUUGCUGAGCUGGGGCGCUACUAUGUGACCUCUGCAUUCACCGUGGCUGUAAGCAUUGUCGCCAAGAAGGAGGUUCUUCUAGACCAGCCCAGCAGAGAGGAGGAAAAUGGUUCUGUCCUCAAGACCUUUGUGUACCACCUUGAUGAUGGCGUGUAUGGAAUCUUCAACUCCGUUCUGUUUGACAACAUCUGGCCCACUCCCAUUCUGCAGAAGGUUCACUGAGUUUCCCAGGCUGAGCUCAAACUUGUGAUCAACCUGCCUCAGCCUCCUAGAGUGUGGGGACGGACAUGUGCCACCACUCCCAGCCCGGGACAUGCUGUUGGAGGCCACAUCCAGGUUACUACCAGUUCCCUGAAGCAGUUCUGUCCUCAGCAACGCAUCUUCCUCCAACUUCACACUCAACUCACGUGGCUUUUGUGGCUGCGCCCUGGCUUUGCCCUGUUCCCUCCUCUUCUCUCUGGCAUAUCUCCCACUGUGCACACUGAAGCACUGACCACCUCGGGCCUCAGCCUUGACCCUCUGCCCUGUCUACACAUACCUCAGGUCUCAGUAGCGCCUCUCCUCUCCCCACUCCUAAAUUUGUAUCUAUCCCGGAUCGCAUUAUGUGGCCCAGGCUAGUCUUGAGUUCCUGCUCCUUAAAAGUGAUCCUCCUGUCUCAGCCUCCUGGGCAGCUGGGACUACAGGUUCAUGUUAGCAUAUCUGUGGAACUGAGGAGAUUUUAAAAACUUACAUAAGUGACUUAAAAUUUACAGGAACUUUUAAGAAGGAAAAAACAAAGACAAGCAAAAAUCUCCCACAAUCCUCUGCUUUAGUGGACCUCAUGACGUUACCUCUCCCUUCACCAUUUCCUACAGUACUGUGUGGCUGCAAACCUUACGAAUGUAUUGGUGCCUGCUGAAGUCACUGUGUAGGUGUUUUAUUAAGCAUGUCAUGUAGCAUUACUCUUAAGUUUUGUAACAAUUCUUUGAGGCAGGUAUUAUCAGUCCUGUUUUACAAUGAGAAAACUGGGCUUCGAGAGGCGAAGUACCUCGUUUCGCGCAAAGUCACACACUUAAUAAGGAGCAAUGCUUGUAAAGUGGAGGUGGAGCCCCUUCAGGGUCGGGUUCAUGUCUUACUCAAUUCUGAUUAUCCAUCUGGUGCAAGAGCAAAGCACUCCUAUAAAGUUAUUGCCUCUCCACAAAGCGCAGUGUCCUUGGAUACUUCAGCACUGCUAGUUUUUGUUAUUCUUACUCGGUCUCCCAUAAAGAUUUCUUCUGCUUACACUGCUCUGUGCUUAUCUCUCUGCAUGGCCAGCUCAUUUUACUUGCUUAAAGUAUAAUCACUUUUACAAACUACUUUCUUAUGAUGAGUUCUAAGAAUCAGAUUAUCAGGUAAAAAGGUAGGAACAUUUUUAGGCCUCUAGAUGUAUAUCAUCAGAUUAUUUCCCCAUAAUCCUGGACCAUGCAUACUGUCACUACUUGUCCCCAUUUCACAGUAAGCUCACAGGAAUGGUACACUGUGAGCGACUUGUUUGUUGGCUCACUUAUCUGGAAUGGUACAUUUCAGUAUUUCUUUCAUUUCUGUGUGUAUUUCUGUGACAAGGAGAAGUCCUUUUCAUUUAUUUUUUGAUGUCAAUGUCAUUUUACCUAUAAUCAGCACCUACCUUGAGCAGGAACUCAAGACUAGCCUGGGCAACAUAGUGCGAUCUGGAGGUCUUGAUGUUUCUUCUUACAAAUAAGAGGUGAACUUGUAUAUGGAUGUGUAUUUAAAGUAACAGUUGAUACAAUUCUUUUUAAUCUACUGAUUUGCUUUUAUAGUUUUUUCAUAAAGUUUCAGUAUAAUACCAUGUAUCUUAAAUGUGCUAUAGUAAUUGUAUGAAAAUUUAUUUCUUAACUUUUGUGCUCUGCAAGUUGUAGUCACUUUAUUUUAUAUAUGCCUGCUCUCUUAUAGAACUAGAUACUGGAGAAAAUUAAAUGAUAAAAUAAUUCACAAAUCCCACUAACAGAGAUGACUUUUUAAAAUUUACUUAUUCCUUCUUCUAAAUGUCUUAGUGUACACUAUUUUUAACUUAAAAAUAUAGAAUGAACAUAUGGUUUUAAGUAUUGGCAUGUUGGGUGGACUUUUAUAUAUAAACAUUUAAAAUGUUCAGUGGGUUAUCUAAGAUGAUAUAUAUUUAGGGUGUAAAGGUAAUUAAUUCCACAAUGUAUACCAGCACUUCAGAAAUGCAGAGUAUAGCUAGGUAUAGGGAGGGACCUGAGGGGCAAUUCUGUGGGAAUUUUAUGAGCAUCUUAGUGGCUGUAUCAUGCUGUAUCCCUGCAGCAGGAAUGACAGCAAUGAAUGACAGUUUCUGUUGCUUUGUGUCCUCACUAGCAUUUGGUGCUGUCACUAAUCUGGAUUUUGGCUGUUGUAAUAGAGGUCAAGUGCUACUUGUUUCAA
This is a messenger RNA of Cavia porcellus (domestic guinea pig), 3440 nucleotides long. It is a transcript of the gene Azin2, whose product is annotated as antizyme inhibitor 2. Gene Ontology annotation, biological process: negative regulation of protein catabolic process; positive regulation of catalytic activity; positive regulation of polyamine transmembrane transport. Bases 210 to 1247 code for a protein of 345 amino acids. NCBI's taxonomy places the organism in Eukaryota, Metazoa, Chordata, Mammalia, Rodentia, Caviidae. The record is from RefSeq and is a predicted model, not a curated record. The transcript is spliced from 9 exons. Gene Ontology annotation, cellular component: cytoplasm. Gene Ontology annotation, molecular function: ornithine decarboxylase activator activity; catalytic activity.